UUCUUGGUUCUAGUUAUCAGUUGAAUCCAGCUCAACGUACAGCGCACACUCUCGCGUCUACUAAAUAAUCCCAAUAACUCAAAAACUCCAUUAGCAAUGGCAUUCUUCAAAUCCCUGAUCUGCCUGGCCGUCCUGAGCGCCGCCUCCGCCGGAGUCCUCCACGGACAUGGUGGACAUGCUGGUCUCUACGCCGCCGCCCCGGCCAUCUAUGCCGGCCACGGCCAUCAUGACGAGGGAAUCGACUACCAUGCCUACCCCAAGUACCACUACAACUACGGAGUGGCUGACUCGCACACCGGAGAUGUGAAGUCGCAGCACGAGGUGCGCGAUGGCGAUGUGGUGAAGGGAUCCUACUCCCUGGUGGAGCCCGAUGGUUCGGUGCGCACCGUGGAGUACACCGCCGAUGACCACAACGGCUUCAAUGCCGUCGUCCACAAGACCGGACCCACGGUCCACCAUGCCGCCCCCGCCGUGGUGGCCCAUGCCGCCCCUGCCGUUGUGGCCCAUGCUGCCCCCCAGUUGGCCUAUGCCCCGGCCGUUGCCCACCAUGUGGCCGCCGCUCCGGCUGUGCCCUACGCCGGAUCCCUAGCGCAUCAUGCCGCCGUGCCCGCCUACGGAUAUGCCACUCACAAUGCCCACGCGCAUGUGGCCCACAAUCGCCACAGUAUUCCGGGCAGCUUUGCGGUGUUUGUAUCUGGUGCCGUUGAAUUACUACAAAAUAUUUUUCACGUUUCAAACGCAUUUGAACCAAAAAGUUUAUAUUUCCUAAAAAAUAAAAUGGCAAACUUCGUGUGCUUCGUGAUCCUUUCGUUGGCUCUGUUCGCCAGUGUUGCUGUGGCGAAGCCAGGAUACGCAUUGGACUAUUAUGACCAUCCCAAAUAUGCCUUUAACUAUGGAGUGGCGGAUCACACCACAGGAGAUGUAAAAUCGCAGCAUGAAACUCGAGAUGGCGAUGUAGUCAAGGGUCAAUACUCUUUGGUUGAACCCGAUGGUUCCAUCCGCACUGUGGACUACACGGCGGACUCCAUUCACGGCUUCAACGCGGUGGUGACCAAGUCGGGACCCACUGUGCACGCCCAGGCGGUGGUGGCCAAUCCCAUUGUGGCCCAUAAGCCCAUUUUGGCCCACUACGAACCACAGGUGGUGAAGCACGUGGCUCCGGUGGCUCAUCAUGCCCCACUGGUGGUGGCCUCCCCGGCGCCCUAUGUGGCCAAGCACUAUGCUCCGACGGCGGCAGCUGCACCCAUCCACUACGACUACGACGAUGGCUACUACAACCAGGGCCAGCAAUAUGAGUACAUUCCCCAGUACGACCAGUAUAAUGGACACUACGGCCAUUAUGCGAGUCCCUACGCAGGUCACUACUAGUAUGGACGGAUGCAUUUCGUAGUCGUUUAAGCCCACUUAGUUCGUACACCACCCCGGAAAUUCAACGGAUUCUCUCAGUGUAGCUUGCAAAGGAGCUUUGAGAUCUACGCUACGCACGAACGAACAAAAGGGAACAACAUCAAGGUUAAUCUUACUUAAGUUAUGUAACAAAUUUGUAAAAUAAAUAUUCGAAAAAAAGUUUAAGUGGAAAUACAAAAA
This is a messenger RNA of Drosophila elegans, 1587 nucleotides long. RefSeq lists its product as uncharacterized. Lineage: Eukaryota; Metazoa; Arthropoda; Insecta; Diptera; Drosophilidae. The record is from RefSeq and is a predicted model, not a curated record. The transcript is spliced from 8 exons. The coding region runs from base 97 to 1368 and encodes 423 amino acids. Gene Ontology annotation, cellular component: extracellular matrix.